Cyclopterus lumpus (lumpfish) is the source of this 804-nucleotide messenger RNA. It is a transcript of the gene cyyr1, whose product is annotated as cysteine/tyrosine-rich 1. NCBI's taxonomy places the organism in Eukaryota, Metazoa, Chordata, Actinopteri, Perciformes, Cyclopteridae. The coding region runs from base 253 to 735 and encodes 160 amino acids. The transcript is spliced from 4 exons. The record is from RefSeq and is a predicted model, not a curated record.
GAGAGGUGUGGGAACAGGAUGGAACAGGGGCAAGGAGAGACGCGCACACACGUGGAGGAAGAACCGGAGCGACGCUUUUAUUAAAGGGUUGGGGGACAUUUUUUAAAUUUAUUUAAAAUAACCCGAAAUCAUAACGAGAGCAGUCGGUUUGUCUCUUUGUGUGGAGGAUCAACAAUGCUCAGGUGACUGGAAAAAAAAGAAGUGCUCUUUGUUUAAGUACAAUAAAAAGUGGAGGGGGGAGAAAGAAGGCUCAUGGAGAACCCCUGGAGCCGGAGGAAGGGGACGCAGGCGGCGCGGUGGAAGCUGCUGAGGAACUCGCUGCUGCUGUGUUUACUCUCCGGUGGCAGUGAAGCCCAGUGUGAAGGCUGCAUGGAGUACUGCUGCGAUGGAUCGCCGCCUUUCUGCUGCUCCUACUACGCCUACGUGGGGGACGUCCUCUCGGGCACGGCCAUCUCCGGCAUCGUGUUCGGCGUGGUGUUCCUGAUGGGGGCAGUGGCGGCCCUGUUCCUGUGCGUGUGCAUGUGCAUGAAGAACGGACGGGGAGCGCGGGUCGGCGUGUUCAGCACCUCCUACAUCAACACCGUGACCCAGGGCUACCCAGGUCCUCCACCUCCAUACACCUACGACUACGAGAUGUACCCUCCGUCGCUGCACCCCCCGCCCUACACCCCAACUCAGCCCUGCCCGGCCAACUCCUCGCCUCCUCCCCCGUACCCGGGCUGCACCCGCAAGUGAAUCCCUGCAGCCCCGGAUUGUCUAGCGACCAGCUCAAAGCAAACUGUCAUGACUGUACAUCUCUGACCU